AUGGAUCGAAAAUGGAUGUUUGCUAGUCGAGCGUCAAAAGAAUACGAAGAUGGGGUUCAAGAGUUUGUUAGGUUUGCUAUUGCUCAUGCCGAAGACACUAGUAAAAUCAUAUGCCCUUGCUUAAAAUGUUGUUAUACGGAUGUUAAUGCAAAUGUUUUGGAAGAUCACUUAAUAUGUAAUGGAAUUGAUAAAAGUUAUACAUGUUGGAUAAUGCACGGAGAAAAAAAAACCAAGUCAACAAAGAGGAGCAAUGGGAGAGAUAAAUCAAAUGAUUUUGAACAAGAUACAAAUUAUGAGUUUGAUCUAGUUGAAGAAUUUGUGAAUGUAAUUGAAGAAGAUAUUCGCGAUUGUCCUCAAAUGUUUGAGAGGCUAGUAAGUGAUGCAGAGACUCCAUUAUACGAAGGAUGUACUAAAUUUACAAGAUUGUCUGUGGUCUUAAAAUUGUAUAACUUAAAAGCACGCCAUGGAUGGUCUGAUAGGAGUUUCACAGACUUUUUGACUCUGUUAAAUGAGAUUUUGCCUAAGAAUAAUGUGCUCCCUAGUCGAACCUAUGAGGCUAAACGAUUGUUAUGUUCUAUUGGAAUGAGUUAUGAGAAGAUACAUGCUUGUCCGAAUGAUUGCAUGUUAUUUCGCAACGAGUAUGCAUCAUUAGAUAUGUGUCCUAAAUGUAGUGCCCCACGAUAUAAGAAGAAAGAAACAACUCCAGCCAAAACGCUAUGGUAUUUUCCGAUAAUACCAAGAUUUAGGCGCAUGUAUCGUAAUGCGGAAGAUGCAAAGAACUUAACAUGGUAUGCAAAAGAAAGGGUUGUUAAUGGAAUGCUCCGACAUCCUGCAGAUUCUCCUCAAAGGGCAAAAAUUGAUCAUGAUUACCCAAAUUUUGGGCAGGAAGAAAGAAACCUACGUCUCGCAUUGUCUACUGACGGAAUAAACCCUCAUGGUAUUCAGAGUAGUAAACUUACUUCUUGGCCGGUGAUUUUGUUGAUUUAUAACUUACCUCCAUGGCUAUGCAUGAAGCGCAAGUACAUGAUGUUGACUAUGUUAAUUUCUGGGCCCAAGCAACCAGGAAAUGAUAUAGACAUAUACUUGGCUCCAUUAAUUGAAGAUUUAAAGCAUAUGUGGGAGGCAGGUGUAGAGGUAUAUGAUGAGUAUAAAAAGGAAUCCUUUCAAUUGAGGGUUAUGUUAUUUGGAACAAUCAAUGAUUUUCCUGCAUAUGGGAAUCUAUCAGGCUACAGUGUCAAAGGAAAACUUGCAUGCCCCGUAUGUGAAGAUAAUACACAUUCAAUACGGUUGGAUCAUUGUAUGAAAAAUGUAUUUCUUGGACAUCGUAGAUUCUUAAAUACCAACCAUCGUUUUCGAAAAUGGGGAAAAGCAUUUAAUGGUGAAUCUGAAGAAAAAAGAGCUCCCGUGCCUUUGAUGGGUGAUCAAUUAUACCAAAAGGUAAAGCUUUUGAGCACUAAUUUUGGGAAGCCUUUUUCAAGUGAACUUGCCACGGGGGGAUGGAAAAAAAAGUCAAUUUUCUUUGAAUUGCCGUAUUGGAAGUCAUUGUAUGUUAGACAUUUCCUGGAUGUGAUGCAUAUUGAAAAAAAUGUUUUAGAAAGUGUCGUUUGUACAUUACUCAAUCUUCCAGGAAAGUCUAAGGAUGGCCUUAAGGCAAGGUUAGACCUGCAAAGUAUGGGAUUAAGAAAUGAAUUGGGGCCGGUUAAGAGGGAGGGUAAGCGUACAUUUCUACCUCCAGCAGCUCAUACUCUGUCAAGAAAAGAGAAAAAGAUCUUGUGUAAGGUUCUUCAUAAUGUUAAAGUUCCAGAGGGCUACUCAUCAAACAUUAAGAGUUUGGUAUCUUUGAAAGAUCUCAAAUUGAAGGGUUUAAAGUCUCCUGAUUGUCAUGUUUUAAUGGAGAACUUUCUUCCGGUAGCUAUAUGUUCCAUUUUACCAGAAAAUGUGCGAUGGACCAUAACUAAACUUUGUUUUUUCUUCAAAGCUAUUUGUAGCAAAGUUAUUGAGAUGUAUUUUCCACCUUCAUUUUUUGACAUAAUGGUUCAUCUCACCGUCCAUCUUAUCAUGGAAAUACAAUAUUGUGGACCAGCUUAUAUGAGGUGGAUGUACCCGAUUGAGCGUUACAUGAAGAUAAUAAAAGGGUACGUGAAGAAUCGAAGUUGA
Molecule: messenger RNA, 2157 nt
Organism: Lathyrus sativus (Indian pea)
Lineage: Eukaryota; Viridiplantae; Streptophyta; Magnoliopsida; Fabales; Fabaceae
Source: the annotation of a GenBank genome assembly